AUGCACCCCAGUCGCCAGAAGUACCCCAAUGACUUCGACCUGCACUGGGUGAGGAUGGCGCGACCUCACUACUUUGACCCCAAGUGGCGAUUCAUCGUCGCCGUGGUCAAGGACGAGGCGGGCAAGGAGGUGAUCGCUGGGUGCGGGCAGUGGUCAAGGAUGGGAGACGGCGGAAAGGGCAUGAGAUACGGCUGGUUCGACCCUCGAAGAUACGCCCGUCCGCUCAUGGCAGCAGCCAUGAAGAUCCAUGCGCGCAUCUGGCCGAACCGCGCCGCCGACCCGGCCGAGGAGGACGUCAUCGAGCGGGCGAUGCCGCUGGUAGCAGACUCGUGGGCAGGCGACAGGGCCGAGUGCUGGAAUCUGGAGAUCAUGGCCGUGCACCCGGAGCACCAGGGCAGAGGGGUCGGGCGGUUGAUCGUGAAGUGGGGGCUGGACCGUGCGGACGAGGAAAGGGUGUGCGCAUCUGUCAUCAGCUCCAAGGGCAAGGAGCCGUUCUACCUGAAGUGUGGCUUUAACCUCGAAGAUGGGCGUGUGGGGAGGGGGGAGGGUAACCCGCUCGCAUGGUGGGAUGGCGGGAGGAUGUUUUGGAGGAUACCUGGCACGACGGUCUGA
Messenger RNA from Diaporthe citri, 612 nucleotides. RefSeq lists its product as uncharacterized. Lineage: Eukaryota; Fungi; Ascomycota; Sordariomycetes; Diaporthales; Diaporthaceae. Bases 1 to 612 code for a protein of 203 amino acids. The transcript has 2 exons. The record is from RefSeq and is a predicted model, not a curated record. Gene Ontology annotation, molecular function: acyltransferase activity, transferring groups other than amino-acyl groups.